Messenger RNA from Penicillium lagena, 228 nucleotides. RefSeq lists its product as uncharacterized. The record is from RefSeq and is a predicted model, not a curated record. Bases 1 to 228 code for a protein of 75 amino acids. NCBI's taxonomy places the organism in Eukaryota, Fungi, Ascomycota, Eurotiomycetes, Eurotiales, Aspergillaceae. The transcript has a single exon.
AUGGGUUCUAGACUCGAGCACGAGCAGCUGUCAAACCCCCAAACGGGCCAUGCGUGCAGCUGCGGCGUGCAGGAGACCAAAGCAUAUCCUGACAUCUGGGCCAAAUGCGAAUCCCCAGCCCUAGACGGUCGGCUUCUACUUUUCAUAAAAUUGUGUCCUUUUUUCUUUUCGUGCAGCCAGCACAGCGACUGUUUGACUAUCUACUGGCCCGGAAGACGAGCCAAUUGA